Molecule: messenger RNA, 7778 nt
Organism: Bemisia tabaci
Lineage: Eukaryota; Metazoa; Arthropoda; Insecta; Hemiptera; Aleyrodidae
Gene: Glg1
Product: Golgi apparatus protein 1
Cellular component (GO): Golgi membrane
Molecular function (GO): fibroblast growth factor binding
Source: RefSeq, a predicted model, not a curated record
UGCGAAUGGCUGGGAGGUUGGUUACGGCUUUACGGCAACGGUAUCCUCUUUUUAUGAAUGUUUCAUGUUUCAUGAUAAUUGUUUUGUAUGUUCAGUUCUCUUAUCUAUGCAUUCAUUUUUUUUCUUGCUUCGGUUAUCAAUAUCGCGCUUUCUAUUGUGUUCAUAGUACACUGUUAUAUAGCGGUUUCACUAAACGUGUUCGAAGUUUUACCCGUGUCAUUCAUGAAAGUAUCAGAUUUAUCACCACUGAUUCCAUCAAGAACACCCAGCUUUCUUCUAUGGAACUAAUCACAUCCAGUUUUAUUAUCCAGUAAACCAUGAUUUUGCAGUGGGUGAUUUUCAUUCAUCUGGCUCUUCUCUGUUACACCGCUUCAACUGUUAAUCCUCAAAAUAAUAAUGCGAAUGCUCUCUCCGUUUUUAAUGGUGACAGUCGCGCUUUGAUCAUUAAUCGUAACAUCAACAAGGAGCAUAAAGUGCCUCUCCGAGAUGAACGAGAAUGUAGCCAUGAACUAAAACAUUUGUGCCCCGUUGAAGAAUAUGAAUCGGAUGAUUUGUCUAUUCUAACAUGUAUCCAGUAUCUAAAGACCUCUGAAAUUAGUCAAUCAUGUCAGCAUGUGGUUUGGCAGCACACGAUAGACAUUGUCUCUGAUGACAGUCUCAGUAAAAUUAUACGGCCAUUUUGUAAGGAAGAAAUUUCCUGCAAGCAGGAUGUCUUUAGGUGCAUUAUUGAACAUCUACCUGAAAUUAAGUCCAAACCAUGUAUGCGCAUCAUUCACCAAAUUGAAUUAAUAGGUUUUUCCGACUUCAAAGUGAUAUCCAUGUUUACGCAAGACUGUCAAAAUGAUAUUGAAAAGUAUCACUGCGGAUGCUUACCUGGGGAUAGAACUAAAGCAACAUUUUCACAAGGAAAAACCCUUGCCUGCCUUCAAGAGCAUCUAACUUUGUUGGAAAACAAAUGUCGAAAACAAGUGUUACAACUGUCGGAGUUACAGAGUGAUGACGUUGCAUUCGAUCGAGUUCUCGACAAAGCUUGUGCUGAUUUGAAAGCCAGGUUUUGCAAGAAUGUCCAGUCUCCAGAAGAAGUGUACAGUUGCUUGAUUCGUCAUCGAAAUGAUGAUUACAUUAAACAGGAGUGCAGAGAUCAGUUAAUCCGAAGGGAAAAGUUGAUUUCUCAAGAUUUUCAAGUGAGCAAAGGACUCUCUCGGGCUUGCAAAGAGUACAUUAAGAUGUACAGGUGCCGGCGAUGGUUGUCAGAUGACAAGGAAAUCCGUCUUGCUCAGAUUCUGGUGUGUCUGGAAAAUGCUAUCCACAAUGAGACAAGUCAGAUCUCGCCAGAAUGCAUUCGAGAAAUGAAAGAUCAUCGCCAGAUGCUAUUGGACGACUACAAGCUCUCUCCUGAAAUUGUCUCUCAAUGUUCAAAUGACAUUACAAACUUUUGUCAAGGUCUACGCAGCAAAACCAUUCAAUGCCUCAUGGAACACUCUCAUCCAAAUAGGGUUCUUGGCAGAGUUUCGUUUCCCUGCCAAAAACAGUUGGAAACUCUUGUCUUAACAUCUGAUGUUGGUGAAGAUUGGCGUGUGGAUCCUGUUUUACAUGAAGCUUGUCAAUCUGUCGUCAAUAAAUUCUGUCCAGAGAUCAAAGGAGGCAAUGCAAGAGUGAUGUCCUGUUUAAUGGAUAAACUUAAAACUUACAAGAUGACCAAAAAGUGUGAGUCUGCUUUACUGCAAAUUCAGUAUUUUGUUGCACGGAACUUCAGACUUGAUCCACCACUUUAUCGAGCAUGUCGUAUGGAUGCUCAUAAGCUUUGCCAUGCCAAGGUUGAAUGGGCAACUCCCAAUGAAGCAUAUUCUCCGAAAGGUCAAUAUGUCCUUCCAUGCUUGUACCGAUAUCUACGCAACAAGGAAGUCAGUAAAUUGAAACCAGCUUGUAAAGAAGAGGUGCAACGAGUGAUGCGGCAACGUGCUUUAUAUGUUGAGCUGAAUCCAGAAAUCGAGCAAGUAUGUCUAGAUGAUCUUGCUUUGAUGUGUUCUGAAAAAAUGGGCAAAGGAGAUGAAAUUGAUUGCCUCCAACAAAAUCUUGAUCAGCUAAAAAGUUCAUGCCAGGAUGUCAUCAGGAACUACACAGAAGUACAAAUGGAGGAUGUUCAAGUGAACCCAAUCAUCUUGAGAAACUGUGCUGUUUUUAUAGACAAAUACUGUCAGAAUGAAAUUAACAAGGAUGUAAUGGAUUGCCUGAUAAGAAUUAAAAAUGAACAAAGUCUACGAGAGCAGAUGAAAUGUCGGGCCACUAUUGAACACUACCAAUUGAUAUCUCUUCAAGAAUUCCGCUUCACUGUUGCUUUCAAGAAUGCUUGUCAAAGCUAUGUCUCCCGUUAUUGCUCAGUGGCUAAAACUAAACCUCAGAUAAUCGAAUGUCUCAGUGAAAUUGUCAGGAAUGAUACCUUAUCAGAUGUGCGCAAUAAAAUUUCCAAGAAUUGUCGACAACAGCUUCGAUCGCAACUUCUCAGCCAAAGGGAAAAUAUUGAGUUCAACCCCAAAUUAAAAACUUCUUGUCAGAUGGACAUCAAAAAGUUCUGUGCAGAUGUUCCCUCUGGAUCUGCUCGAGUUUUAGAAUGUCUGAAAGAACAGAAGAAAAAACUGUCGGAAAAGUGUCAUCACAUUGUGUUCAAAAUUGAAGAACAAGAUUUAACGGAUAGCUCAACAGAUUAUACUCUUCUAUCAACUUGCAAAACCAUGAUUAAUGCACACUGCCCUGACAUGAGUGAAGCUCUUACGUGCCUUAAAGAGGUGAAGGACCAACCAGGGUUUGAUCUCAAUUGUAAAAUGAUUGUUGUUAAACGCAUCAUUGAGCAGAAUCAAGACUACCGUUUCAACCCUGUGCUCACUAAAGCUUGUAAAGUGGAUAUGGUCAAAUAUUGCUCAGAUCUGAUCAAAUCUCCUCCUGCUGAUACUGAAGUAGAAGGCAAGGUCGUCAAGUGUCUGAAAAUCAAGUUCCGCCAACGGAAAUUGCGAGCUGAAUGCGAACAACAACUUAUUGGCAUUCUGAAAGAAGCUGCUCUCAAUUAUAAAUUGAAUCCACUCCUCCAACAUCUUUGCACCGACGAGAUCAAAUCUCUAUGCGGUGGAAAGGAUGAUGACCAAGAAGGCGGUAGCGUUGAAGAGUGCUUGAAGGUGGCUUUGCAAAAUGGACAGCUGGUCAAUAGAGCUUGUCGUCUAGAAGUUGCUGGACUAAUUGAAGAAACACGAGUAGAUAUACAUGUCGAUCCUUUGCUACACCGUGCUUGUGCAUCUGAUCUUAACGUUCAUUGCUCAGAUACCCCUCCAGGAGGAGGUCGACAUAUCCAGUGUUUGUUGAAUAUUAUUGCUGAUCCUGUCAAAGCUGAAAGUUUAAAUCGCAACUGUCAUGUAAUGUUAUCGCAGAGGCUGGAACUUUUUAGAGAAGCAAGCAACAAUUUUAUUGCUCUCCCACAGAGCAUGGGGGAUCUCUACGGUCAAGUUUCACACUCGCCGCAGAAGAAAUAUUUUUUCCUAAUGUUGUUCUCAUUUAUCGGGAUGGUGUUCCUUUCGGGUCUCUUCUUUGGCCGUGCCUCUCGUCGGUCAGUGUACUCACUUUUAGUAUCAAAUCCUAAGAGCAACAAGUUAUGAUACCAAAAAAAUUUUAGGAUCUGAGGACUCAGUCAAUUUUAUUUUUUGUGGAUGCACCAAAGGCAUUGAAAAGGAGAUCAUGGAAAACACUGAAAAAAGGAACAAUCAGAAGUCCCCCUUUCUUAAAAUACCUGAUGGUUUUUUUCAAAAUCAGAGGUGCAGUUUGGCUGUCUUGCCAUUGAAAUACCAAGGUUUAAAGCAUAUUAUCAAGUGCAAGUGAAAGUUUUGAAUUCUUAUUUGAGUUUUGAUAUGGUGCUGCCAACUGUCAAGUUAGCUGUAAUAUUGGUGAAACGAACGCAACAUAUUGUUUCUAUGUUGUUACUUGACAUGGCGACAAUACCAAGAAGUGUUUGCUGAGCCCAGAAUUGGAGAAAAUGUAUAUGAUUGAUGUAUAUGAUGUAUGUGUUUGAUGUAUGUGUAUGAUUUCGAUUGGCAUGCUUCGGUCAAAUGAGGGCUUCAAAUUUUUCUGAGCCUAGGAAGAAAAAAAUCCGAGGCAGGCUCCCAAGUGCUUACAAUAUGCAAGUAAGCACGAUGUUGUAGACUUCCCCACUUUCAUGCACAGAUUCCAAUUCUUACUUAUAUUGGGCUCUUUCACCCCUGAAUUAUUUAGCCCCCUGGCUCAAAUAAAAAAUCUAGAAGUUUCUCUUUGAUUUAAAUUAAAUUUCAUUUCUAUUGUGUUCAUUGUUUUCCACACAAAACUUCGAUAAUAAAUGAUUUUUACAUGGCUUAGUUCAAGUCCUGUCUGUUGUUGAAGUGUUUAAUUUUUCAAAUGUCUUAGGUGAAUACUUAUGUGAUAUUUAAAACUUGUAAAUUACUUUAAGUUGCUUGGAACUUUUUUUUUUUUAAUCACAAGUGUUAGUCGUACUGUCUAGUUCUUGGCUGAAGGCUUUUACUUUUCAUAUAAGCACUUGCCACUGACUGAGAAAAAAGUGUGAAUCUUUAAUAAAAGAUCAUUUCAAUGUGUUAUUACUAAGGAAGGAAAACAUUUCUAAAAUGGUGCAUUUGUUUUUUUAGAGUGUUAUGUAAUUUUGUUAAGUAGAGUUGUAGAAAACUAAAAGAAAUUUACUUGUAUUUCUUCAAUAGUGUUGACUGUUGCAUUAAUAUUCUUUCAAUUGAAGCGAUAAUGAAGAAAUAAAUGUGAGAGACAUUGCGCAUUAAACAAUGAUGCCGAUAAUUUAGCUCUUCUUGGCUUGUUACUGAUUCACAGCCUAGCUACUUUACAGCUUUGGAUUAAUGACUAAAGUAAAAUUAAGGAGUCGUACAAGAGAGCAAAAAUAUAGUGUAGCUUUAGACCCUACCAGAGACCGUGCUGAGCUUUUUCUUUCCAAAUUGGGAAAAACGAUGAUCUCAUAUGCCGUUUCUCAUGUCCAAAUAUUGCUCUCUUAAAACAACAUGCAAGUUUAGUUUCCUCCUCACUGUUCAAAAAGUCUUUGAGCAAACUGAUGCCACUACUUCUACAUAAGAUUUCGACAUCUAGAGGUAUCAUUUGCUCAAAUGAAAAGUUGAUUUAUAUCAAUCCCUCAACUCUUUAGGACUUGUGUACUUUAAAGUACUGUCUAUUGUUCUAUAAAGCGGCCUUAACACCUUUAUGACUCGUCCUCAAAAAAGAAAAAAAAAACAAUUCAAUUGAGAACAGAGUGAGCAACUUUUGAUAUGUUUUCAUAAAAAUUAUGAAAACAUUUCGAAGUGCAUUUCAAGGCCAAAGGAAAGUAAUUUUGCGAUUUGACUAGAAACUAAAAUACUAUUAUUCUUUCUUUCAGUGUAAAAAUCUUGGAAAGAAAUUCAUAAACUUUAUCUAGUUUUAAAUGUUUCUUGUUACUUAGUAGUUGGAAGGUAAUUAAAUUUAUGUCUUUCUGAAACAAAACAACUUCUUAGAAUAAGUGUAUUUGUUUGUAUAAAUUAAAGUGUAGGACGUAAAAUAGUGGAUGGUUUUUUACCUCAAACUAGUCUGUUUUUAAAAAAAAAAGUUUGAUAAGGCCAAUUGAGCCCGAAUGCAUAAUAUCUUUGCCUCAGUCCCUGUAUUUAAAGGGAAUCUAUAGUGGUCUCCAGGGGCGCUUCAGGGGCUCAGAGGUUUAAUUUUUGUGAUUUUUUACAGCUAUUGUACAGCUUACUUGUAGUUUUAACAAAUCGGCAAAACUUAACAGAGUUCAAUGCAAAGUUUUCAUUUAGUGACCAGAAGCAAUAGUUUCUACCAUUUACCGUGGCUGAAAAAUAAAAACAAUGAUCUCGAAAGAUGCGGGAUUGGAAUACAGAAAUGAGUAAAGUCAUAUGAAACAGUCAUAAAUUGACUGGCAAUGAACAGUUGCAUUUAGCAAUCACAACUGCUUCUUUUACUUCUAAAAGGCGCAAAUCCAUUUUCUCAUGGGAAAUCCAAAAUCUGUGUGACAUCAAACAUUUUCAGGUCUAAUCACACUGGUCCUAAGCUGUAAUUUGAAUUUAAGAUCAAAAUAAUUCAUCAUGCCAAAAAAAGUGACUGUUUCUCUCUUAAAGCUGGAAAAAGUGACUUCAACUUUGCCCUUUUGAUCCUACAUACUUCAUAUAAAUGUAUAAAUAAAAAAAUGUAUAAUGUGUGUACAUGCAUUUGUAAUGUAAUGAGACUGGUUUUAAUAGGCUAAAACAAUGAAAAGUAUCGUUUUCAAGGGUGACCAAGCUGCAAAAUCCCCCUAAAAAUGGUCAUUUACGGUUGAUAAAUAAAAGAUUUGGCAAAAGAAACGAGAUUUACCCAGAAAAGACUGUAAAUCGGCACAUCAUGUAAGUUUACACUAUACACAACCCUUUGUCAGCCACUUUUCACCAUAUUGAUAUUGUUACCUGCACGCUAAAAACUAAUGAACAGACUGAAUUCGGCAAAUGUUAGCCAAGGAUAUAUUACUAUCUAAGCUCUAUCCAAUUAAUGAUUAUUUUCCCUGAGUACAGUUAUUUUUAUGAAUUUAAUUUUAUGUACAAUUUAGAUUUUAAUCUUGUAUCAAUGCAUUUUUGUAUUCUCACUAUCAAUUUUUUGUGUGUCAGCCUUUCACCCUUGUAUUAUAAAACUGGCAAGGGGAAGCUCAGAAGUGGCCGCCUCCAAUUUUGAUGGGGUUUCCGUUGAAGAAUGGUAAAUUAACUAAAUGUUCCACCAGAGCCAAAAAAAUUAUCUGAACCGUAAUACCUUCCUAUCACGCAAGCCCUUAAAUCCGUAAACAUACCGUUUGAAGUUUUGCUUGAACAAGAGGUUAAAGUAAACCACAGAUGAUAAUUGGGCCUCAGUCUGAUGAGUAGGUAAUCUGAUUCUUUUCCAUAUACUUUAGUUUACCUAUUUACAAUUGUCACUGUCAUUAGCGAAAUCAAAGAGAAAAGGAAAAUAGAUGACAAUCGCAACUAACAAUUAACAGCACUUCAUUUUCUAGUGGUUUACAGCAAUCCAGCUUUUUUCAAGUUCCGAUCUCAAGGGAGACGAAUUCAAAACCCACUGACUGCAUUGCAAUGUUUGUUUGAUGCAUGUGUACUAUGAGGUUUCGUCCCUAUACUUCAUUUUCUAAAUUUUUAAAAGUUUCAGGACAAGUCAGAAGAUAAAUCGACAGUGUAAGUCCGCAAUCACGUAUCUCUGUUUGCGAUAUGGCAGACUUCCUGUCAUACUUUAUUUUUUAAAUAGAAAACUACUCGACGGUAAUUCUCUUAAGUGCCGUAAUUUUUCUUCUCUGAGCAAAGAAAAUUCUGCAAAAACUUCAAGCAAUGAUGUCAAUUUGUUCUCCUUUAAAAAAAUAAUACAGAGGUGGAGAUUUUCAAACACCGCGAACAACGUGAUUGCAGACUUAUGCUGUCAAAAUGACAUAUUUGUGAAGAUGCCCGCUUUUUAUGAGCUCAACAUGAAAAUAAUCAGUUAUACAAAUCAAUUGUGAGACCAAGAAAAUUGGAAACAGAGCUGUUAAUUUUUCUUUCUUUCUUUUUUUCUUUCUCUUUUCCCUUUUUUACCCACAUAUGGGAAACAAUUUUAAUUCUCUCCCGAACCUAGUUUCUUAUGAAUCUCUGUCAAAAAUAGACUUAUGUAUUGUAAAUCCUUGUAUGUAGAAGGUCUCAAUUCGCUUUGUUUCUUUCAAAUUACUUAACUUUUAAAUUCCUGCAUUUUACCAAUAAAAACUCAAGCUGUGAACAAUA